Rubroshorea leprosula is the source of this 532-nucleotide messenger RNA. Lineage: Eukaryota; Viridiplantae; Streptophyta; Magnoliopsida; Malvales; Dipterocarpaceae. The record is from the annotation of a GenBank genome assembly.
GACCAGAGUCAUGCAUUAAAAGCAUCCAGCAAAACAUAAACAUUAAUUCUUCCUUCACUACUAGCCGCGUUUCUCAGAGAUGUGUAAUGGUAAAGAAUGCAUGAAUAAAGAGGCGUUCAAGGCCACGCAACCUAAGAGACACGCUCCAGAGAGCAAGAGUGCUCCGGGGAGAGGUAGCGGUGAUGAUAAUCAGGGUGGUGCCCGAAGGAACGGAGAUGAGAAGUGGAGGAGGAGGAGAGGCGAGGAAGAGAAGCUGGAGACGCUCCUGCAGCUUAUUUUCUGGGGACCUAAUUAAGCGUUUGGAUUCUCUAUUUCUUUCUUUCUUUCUCUUUUUUUUUCUUUGAAUGUCGGAACUUUUUGGGGAGGGGGGUUAGUAGUGCCUGGGUUUAACCCAGGACUUCAUGUCCAAGCACCUUCUUCCCACAAGGGGGUGCCCAAGGCCACUUAGUGCUGGACAUUUGGAUUCUCUUUUUCGGAUCACAAGAUUCAAGGGGACUCAAAUUUUGUAAGCAAAUGAAAUUUUAUUUAGUUG